Molecule: messenger RNA, 1857 nt
Organism: Hypoxylon trugodes
Lineage: Eukaryota; Fungi; Ascomycota; Sordariomycetes; Xylariales; Hypoxylaceae
Exons: 1
Coding region: 258-1703 (481 amino acids)
Source: RefSeq, a predicted model, not a curated record
AUCCGUUAUAUGCGACCGAAUUUUCGUUGCUUAAGGGGGCAAGUGCAAUCUGUAAACGUCAUUACUACCCGGAUGGCCGGUCGGGACGGCCGCCGAUGGAAUUUAACGGGGAAAGAUGUCCUACCGGGUUCUCGGUAAAACAAUUCGAUAGCUCUUUCCUUCUUUUCAUUUCAAGUCAAUCCCGCUAUACACCGAAUUGACGGUGAAUCUCAAUCUUAUGUUAAGCUGCGCUAGGACAUAAAGGGACUAUACUCACAAUGGGUCGCACCGAACCUUCAGUUGGCAGGCAGCCUGCCGGUGUGCGUCGUGAUAUCCGCUCGAAACGGGCCAAGGCUACUGCUAAUAAGACUAUACCGAUGGUAUUAGCAGCACAUCCGCGCGCCCGUCGUGGUGUCGAGGCUUCGGAACUCAUUCUUGAUCCGCCUCCCGCUUCUCGGCCUAAGGCAGCGCAACAGGGUCGCGCUCACAAAAACGAAGAUCAUAAUGAUCAAAAGAAUGGAGAAGAGAUACCGAGCUCUAAAAAUCCAAUCAUCUCAUUGCGCGUCGCGGAUACAUUGGAAGCAGCGUACUCGCUACUCCUCAUCGGAACACCAUCUUCAGAGCAACGCCGGGAUCUGUCAAAUACAGCGGCUAGGGUAGGUGUACUGAAUAUGGCUUCACCACUCUCACCAGGCGGUGGAUUCUUCAACGGCGCACAGGGACAAGAGGAAGCCUCGCUAUGCGCGCGCACGACAUUACUACCCGCGCUGCGCGAUGAAUUCUACCGCCUGCCGGAGCUAGGUGUUGUGUAUACGCCUGAUGUAGUUGUAUUCCGUGAUGUGAAUUGGGGUGGUAAUACCUCUACAAAAAAGAAGAAAAGAAGGACAAGCUUAGACGAAGAAGAUAAUGAAAAUGAGGCCGGUGAAGACGAAGAGCGGGGUGUGGGAGGGAAAGAAGAAGAAGCCCCCGUACUCCCGAAAACGGAACGUUGGUUCGUGGAUGUUGUGUCGGCUGCUAUGUUACGAUUACCGGAAAUUGAUGUCGAUGAGGGGACGGGUUGGGCGUCGUAUGCUAAUGCGAAGGAUCGUGAAUUGGCUGUGAGCAAGAUGCGUGCUGUUAUGCGUGUUUUCGCCGCUAAAGGUGUAAAAAGAGUUGUGCUAGGUGCUUGGGGUUGUGGUGCUUAUGCUAAUCCUGUUGGUGAGAUUGCGAGGGCGUGGAGGAAGGUAUUGCUUGGUGGGGAUAAGGAGGGUGGGAAGAAUGAUCAGGAGAAAGGGAAGGGAAAGAAGAGUAAAAAUGUAAAAGAUUCGUGGGAGAAUAUUGAGCAGAUUGUCUUUGCAAUUAAAGAUGCUGGUAUGGCGAGGGCUUUCGCGGCGGCAUUUGGUGAGGAGCUAGUGGGAUUUGAGGAAGAGGGAAGCGAUAUAAGUGGCGACGAGGGUGAUGGUAUAGAAGACGCGAAAGUAAAGGAACUUCGCGAUAAAAUUCAAGAACUUGAGCUACGAAUUGGCCAAGCAAGGACGCCGCAGCUAAGAGCAGGAUUGGAUGCCGUACUCGCCGGACUAAGAACUCAAUUACCCGAUCAAGGAGCUAGUUAUGCCGAGAAGGACCAUGACUCUGAAGAUGCAGAUCAGAGCAGUGAGAGUGAAGAUGGAGAAGAUAAUGAGCGAUCUAACAGGGAAGAGUCAGAUGAAGCCGAAGACCGAAACGGGCAUGAUAAUGAGAGAUAAAGUUACCUAAAUAAACGACCAUAUCCCGGAUUUGAUGUACAAAUCUUGCAUCAUACGAACACCUACGCAUGUUAUAAAGUAGAAUAUAUUGUCCCCAUUAUCCUCAAAUGCUCAUAGCUACAUGAAUCCGCAUAUCACAUACGUACUCCCGCAC